AACGAAAUCGUAGAGUUUACUCGGCUCAGACUUAGCGGAGUGAGAAUCAGAAUUUGGAUUUUUUAUGCCAUUUGUUAGACUAAGGUCACCAGUGUAGGCCUAGGCCUAUGCUCAUUUUUAUCAUCCAUAAUUCGUUUUUAAUAUUAUAAAAGAUGGAGAAACGCAAGCUCUUUUCCACUCAUGGUCCACCAGCCAAGAGAGCCCAUGCCGACUUUGAUGACGACCCUUCAACUUUCGAAGAAGAAUUAGCUCACCUAGAAAAGUUAGAGUCAGAAUUGACCUCAUCCAACCAUACAGUCAAUGGAUCAUCGGUAUCUGGUAACACAAAAUGGAAGAGGCCACCGCCACCAAAUUUGGACCCAAAAACUGAUAAAUUUGUAUUCCAGCAGAUUGAUCUUGAUCAUUAUAUUGGUACGCAUAUGGACAACAUGCCCGGCCAAUCAAAAGGUCCUGUGCCUAUUAUCCGUAUGUUUGGAAUAACGAUGGCUGGGAACAGUGUGCUAUGUCAUAUUCAUGGCUUUGCCCCCUAUUUCUACAUACAAGCUCCCAAAGACUUUGAGGAAAAGCACUGUGUCUUAUUCCGUGAACAACUGAAUAAACUUGUGCUUGGUGACAUGAGGUCAAACAAAGAUAACAUCUCUGAUGCUGUGUUGGCAGUAGAUCUGGAAAGCAAAGAAAGUAUUUAUGGUUAUCAUGGAAAUAAGAAAUUGCCUUUUCUGAAGAUCACCGUGGCUGUCCCAAAAUUCAUUGCACCUGCUAGACGUCUUCUUGAACAAGGUUCUCUUAACCUUUCACCCAUGUAUCCUCCAAAGGCUUUUCAAAGUUACGAAAGUAAUAUUGAUUUUGAAAUUAGGUUUAUGGUAGACACUGAAGUUGUUGGUUGCAACUGGAUAGAGCUCCCAGCAGGACAAUACUUUGUUAGGAAGAAAGAUGAUGCACAGUCCCUGUGUCAGGUGGAGGUGGAUGUAGCAUGGGAUAAAUUCAUCAGUCAUGCAGCAGAGGGGGAGUGGCAAACUGUGGCACCAUUCAGAAUUCUUAGUUAUGAUAUUGAAUGUGCUGGUAGAAAAGGAAUUUUCCCUGAGCCUGAUAAAGAUCCUGUGAUACAGAUUGCCAACAUGGUGAUAUGCCAAGGGCAGAAAGACCCAUUUGUCCGUAAUGUGUUCACAUUGAACACAUGUGCACCCAUUGUUGGAAGCGAGGUUCUGUCAUAUAGUAACGAGAAAGAAUUAUUGAAGAGUUGGUCAAAGUUCAUUAAGGAUGUUGACCCUGACAUCAUCACUGGUUACAACAUCCAAAACUUUGACAUGCCGUACCUUCUGAACCGUGCAGCAGCUCUGAAGGUGACAGACUUUCCUUUCUUCGCACGUAUAAAGGGGUCACGAAGUGUAAUCAAGGAAUCUACGUUCCAGUCGAAGCAAAUGGGAAAGCGCGAGAAUAAAGUAGUUAACAUUGAGGGCAGAGUUCAAUUUGAUUUAUUUCAGAUUCUUUUGCGCGAUUACAAGUUGAGAUCAUAUCGACUGAAUGCCGUGAGUUUUCACUUUCUACAGGAGCAGAAGGAAGACGUACAGCAUUCUAUUAUUACAGAUCUACAAAAUGGUUCAAGUCAAACUCGACGACGACUUGCCGUGUACUGUCUGAAGGACGCCAUGUUGCCGAUCCGUCUUCUCGAAAAGCUUAUGUGCAUUAUCAAUUACAUGGAGAUGGCGAGGGUCACAGGUGUGCCACUCUCCUACCUACUCUCUAGAGGGCAGCAGAUUAAAGUAGUGUCACAGCUAUUGAGGCAUUCUAAAGAACAGGAUCUGUUGAUGCCAUCGCAAAAAAUAGAUACUGGCGAUGAGUAUGUUGGAGCAACGGUCAUAGAACCAGAAAAGGGUUACUACAAUAUGCCAAUUGCAACACUUGAUUUCUCUUCCCUGUAUCCAUCCAUCAUGCAAGCCCAUAACCUCUGCUAUACCUCUCUCCUUCAGAAGAGUAUGAGAGAAGAAUUAAACCCCGACCAGUACAUCAAAACACCAUCUGGGAACUACUUUGUCAAGGCGUCAGUGAGGAAAGGUCUUCUUCCUGUUGUGUUGGAAGGCUUACUAUCUGCGAGGAAAAAAGCCAAGGCAGACCUGAAAAAGGAAACAGAUCCUUUUAGGAAAGGGGUCCUCGAUGGACGACAAUUAGCCUUGAAAAUGAGCGCCAACUCCGUGUAUGGUUUCACUGGUGCCCAAGUUGGCAAGCUACCAUGUUUAGAGAUAUCCCAGAGUGUUACAGCGUUUGGACGAAUGAUGAUUGAACGAACGAAAGACUUGGUGGAAAGCAAGUACACAGUUGCCAAUGGCUACAACCACAAUGCCAAGGUAAUAUAUGGUGACACAGAUUCUGUGAUGGUAAAGUUUGGUGUGGAUACAGUCCAGGAGAGUAUAGACCUGGGCAAGGAAGCAGCCGGGUGGAUUACCAAAGAAUUCCCAGAUCCAUGCAAGCUAGAAUUUGAAAAGGUUUAUUUUCCAUAUUUACUGAUCAACAAGAAGCGGUAUGCAGGGUUAUAUUUUACACGUGCUGAUACGCAUGACAAAAUGGAUUGCAAGGGUAUUGAAACAGUUCGCCGUGAUAAUAGUCCACUUGUAGCAAAUCUUGUGAAUGCUUGUCUGCAGAAAAUAUUGAUUGACAGAGACCCUGAUGGGGCUGUUGAGCAUGCCAAGCAGACCAUCUCUGACCUCCUAUGCAAUCGAGUUGACAUCUCGCAACUCGUAAUCACUAAGGAGCUAACCAAGACAGGGGAGGAAUAUGCAGGGAAGCAGGCUCAUGUUGAGUUAGCUGCAAGAAUGCGUAAAAGAGAUGCAGGUAGCGCUCCCUCUCUCGGUGAUCGUGUUCCAUACGUUAUCAUCUCGGCUUCCAAAGGUGCUGCUGCCUAUGAAAAAUCAGAGGAUCCUAUAUAUGUUCUUGAGAAUAAUAUCCCAAUUGACACAAAGUAUUACCUCGACAAUCAACUGAAAGGGCCUUUGUUACGAAUAUUUGAACCGGUUCUUGGUGAGGCAAAAGCUCUCUCGGUCCUCUUCAAGGGCGACCACACAAGGACAAAGACACAGAUAACGUCCAAGGUCGGUGGUCUGGCUGCAUUCACUAAGAAACGUAGUACCUGCAUAGGAUGCAGGACGCCGUUGGAUCGGGACAAUAUAGCUGUCUGUAAAUAUUGCAAAGAGAAAGAGUCAGAGUUGUUCCAAAAAGAGAUGUCCCAAUUCAAUGCCAUGGAAGAGAAAUUCUCAAGACUAUGGACACAGUGUCAAAGGUGUCAGGGUAGUCUACAUGAAGACGUCUUAUGUUCAAGUCGGGAUUGCCCAAUUUUCUACAUGCGAAAGAAAGUACAGAAAGAUCUUGCUGACCAAGAUAAAUUAAUCCGCCGUUUUGGGAAUCCAGCAUGGUAGAGGACCACACCACGAUAGCCUGCCGGAUGGAGUGAACUUGGACUGCCUCCUUUUUGGAAGGUAGGCCAAGUGAGGAAUAUUUUCAACUGCUGCUUUUGCGAAAGGCUACAUUUACUUCAAAGUUCCGCGAACUAUAGUCCGCGACCUAAUUUUGGGCCUCAAAACAUUUUUGGAGGGUCGUGGAGUUGCUCAGAAAAAAGAAUUUGUUUUUGUAAAACUACUUCAUUGAUACAGUAAAUACACAUUUUAUACAAAAUGUUGGCAUUAGAGCAGAUGAUGUCAAGUUAUUGUAUAUCGUAAGAACAUGGAGGUAAUGUUCAUGAUCGGAACUUUUUGCCAGGUUGUAAUAUUUUGGUCCCUGGCAUGGCUGGGCCAGGGGCUUGGUGCCUAGAAUCGAAAUACGGCUGAGAUGUUAAAAAGUUAGCAGAACGCUGCUUUAUUUGGCAUACGUACUACGCGAGCACUAAUUUGCAGGUGCUACUUUCAUAAAACAUUUGUCAUCAAUACACUACAGUACUUUUGCAAGGAACUUCAUGUAUAAUCAUUUGUGCAAAUAUUACUACGUGAUUAAUUGUCUGGAGAGAAAUGUCAGUCUAAGUGUAUAUUAAUAUUAUGUCUACUUUGGUCUGUACCUUUUGGGAAAUAUCUACACUUCUUACAGAUCAGAUCUUUAAUGUGCAAACGUGUUGCACAGGGUAACAAUAACCUGAAGUUGUAAUAUCGUAACUAAAGUGCGGGGGAGGGGUAGCAAUCAGAUCUCCUUGGUUUAGCAUCUUAAAUGUGCACACAAACUAUGGUGCACGCGGUAUCAAUGACCUAAAUGUGCAUUAUAAUGAUUGAAACAGAGGGAGAGCAGAAAUAAAAUGUUUGUUUCAGCAAAAACAUAGUGCCUACCAUAAAUUUACCAAACUGAACUAUGUUUCAUUCCCCUUAUAUUCUUUCUCAUAUUUGCUUAGGAAUUUGUACUUGGCGAAGUUACAAAUAUUAAAUCCUGUUUUAUUUUAUUCUGUGGCUAGGGGAAACUUUCCCUAAACUACCAAUUAAUUUCCAAAAUCGUCUUGGGUACAUUUCAGUAGACAACAUAUCCAUUACAUUGUGUGAGUCCUAUUAUCAAAAUAAUAUUAACAAUGACGUUUUUUUUCAAAUGAACAAAUAUUGGAACCAGCUGAUAGUGCAGUUUAAUUCAUAGUUCAUUUAUAACAUGUUUUUUUUUUUUUUUUCCUGGAAGUACGACUACUGUUUUGUGCUUGGUACUGGUACUACAUUUGUAAUUGUAAUUGUAAUUUCUAAUUGAAUAUUGUAAGCUUUUUUAUUAUUACAAUCACUUUGUCAUUUUUUUUAAUGAAUUCUAUGGUUCAUGGUUUAGCCAUGAACUAUGUAGUUGCUGCAUAUUCAGGUCGACUUAAACCAGCUUGAAGUUGCUAGGCUAGCUUUUGUAAGCUAGCCAGGCAUUUGACCACUGGAUUUUGAAAGAUAUAACCACAUGGACUGCUUCUGUAUAUAAUGACGAGAAGUAAAGAGAAUAAUAAUUCUUACAUUACAUGAUGCCUUACAACAAAGAGUAUAGAAUUGGUCCGAAUUGCCCUGUAUGCACGCAAUGGAACAUUAAUGAAAAAAUACUGCCACAAGAUAGGGGGCGCCCUAGUAGAAUUCGAAUAGAGUUAACUCAAAACUCAUCUUGUAAGGACAUGCCCUUUGUGAUAGUACUUUUUGAAUAGGAUUAUGUUCCAACAAAACCACGAGAGUUGCGCCUCUUGCAGUUCGAUCUACACUUUUUGUAAACAACCUUGAAGUUCUUGCAGUAAGUGUCUAAAUUCACAGAUGACUUGGACUCUAUAACCAGGUACACCCUGCUCCUUUUUUUUUUCCCCGCAAUUUUUUCCCACCAGCUGCAUAAUAUUGUAAUAAAGGUCUGGUUAAACACAUCAAGCUAUUAAUUCAAAAACAAACUAAAGCAAUUCAAAAAGAAUAGUGAAUACGCGGGUUCUGAGAGGACUUUUGAGUGAUUGAGAUAAAUCGCUAUUUACAUUUUCCGGAAGGGCACUCAGAAUGAGUGCUGGGACAAGCCGGUUUGCUUAUAAAAGAAGUUUUCAAUUUUAUUAGAGAUCUUUCUGUGUAAAAAGUGGUCACAGACUUGACACCAUAAUCACACAGGAGAGGGAGACCCAACAGACGAUGGUGUAAUGACAUCAGGGAAUUCAGUGGCAGUGAUUGGAGGCAGCGAGCAUAGAGUAGACUGCCGUGGAAAACUAAUGGAAAGGUCUACAUCCAGCACUGGAUCGAAACAAAAUAACAAUUCCCGAUAGAAUUUGUGUUGUUUAUAGAAUGGAUGCAAGUCAAUAAGCAAGUGCAUUGAUAUAGAAGUGAGAUGAGCUAACCUAAUAAUAUAUAGACCAUUUUCUCAGAUUUAUUUUUAAACAGCGCUGCCAACUUCUCGCAACUCAAUGGGGGUGGAGGGACUUCAAUCGGCCUAGCCUGAGCAGCUGGCUAGUUAGAGAUAGAACAUCGUGCAACGGAUAGUGCCUCUAGACCCUUACUAUAACAGCAGUAGACAACAGAUACAAUCUUGCUAAUUACUGUAAUUACUGUGUAUGUAAACAUAUAAAUAGGUUUUUAAGACUUGUAGACUUGUUUUUAAUAUAAGCAUUUCAUGUUUUUUCCAUUUAAAUAAUUGUGCUUGUUAGUAAUCUACGUAGAGUGAAAUGCUAGGUCUCUGAAAGUCCCUCAGUGGUAGUUGCCUGGUUAUCAGAAAUUUUCAUUUCAAAUUUUGCAAAAAUGGUCUAUGGUUAUCAUUACAACUACUACUAAUAAUAAUAAUAAUGGUACCUCUAGAUCAUAACGACUGUUUUUCACUAGGCGAAUUUAUUGACGUCAACGAAUACGCAGUAACAUUUCUAUCGGAGUUUUUUGCUUCAGCGAAAUCAGUAGUUCGAACUGUUCCUUUUUUUUUUGCAAAGCAAAAAAAUGUGCAAGCAAUCACAGCUCAGGAAGCGAACCGGCACUUUCGACUCAUGCAAAUACAUUUGCCUAGCGGAAAGCAGCCUUAAUGUAUUACAAUGUAGUAACACUCUUUUUUAUAGACAAAAUGUAAUUUUGAAACUAUUGUAUUCAAGUGGAGGUGGGUUUUUUUUUAUUGUUUGGUCACAGUUUGCCUUGUAAUCUGACUGAUUGAAGAAUAAAUAAUGCCAUCAAAAGUGA
Molecule: messenger RNA, 6605 nt
Organism: Anneissia japonica
Lineage: Eukaryota; Metazoa; Echinodermata; Crinoidea; Comatulida; Comatulidae
Product: DNA polymerase delta catalytic subunit-like
Exons: 22
Coding region: 153-3407 (1084 amino acids)
Biological process (GO): DNA-templated DNA replication; nucleotide-excision repair, DNA gap filling; base-excision repair, gap-filling
Cellular component (GO): delta DNA polymerase complex
Molecular function (GO): nucleotide binding; DNA binding; DNA-directed DNA polymerase activity
Source: RefSeq, a predicted model, not a curated record